AUGGAUAAAUUUGUUAGAAAAGAGUCCACCGAUAAUCAAUCACUUGGUCAAGGACAGGGAGCUGCACUUGAUAAUAAUGAUGACAAUGAUCCUACAGAUGGUCAGAUAGAGACAGAAAAUAUUGUUGGGGUUGAGGAAGUUAAUGAUGACAAUAUUGUUGCAGAUGUUAAUGAUUCCUUUCAGCCUGAUAUAUUUGAUCCUAGAUAUUGGGAUUCCCUUGAUCAUAAACAAAUUGAUAUUUUAGCACAAAAGGGCCCUACAAGAGAUUUAUCAAUUACAAAAGGUCCUAAGGAUAGAUAUUCCAGAAGGUUUUCUGCACUAUUCUAUACAAGAAUUUUAUCAAAUGGGGAGCAUCUUGGUAUUAGACUUAAAGAGCAUGAGACAAGUCCAAAUCAUGUUUUGAGUAUGACAACUUGGUAUGAGUUGCGUAGUAGAUUGCAAAAGGAUCAAACUAUUGAUAAAGAUGCUCAACGACAACUCGAGAAAGAAAAGGACCAUUGGAGAAAAGUUUUGUUCAGAAUUGUUUGCAUUGUUAAAUUUCUUGCCAAGCAUAAUCUAGCUUUUCGUGGGACUAAUAGCAAAAUGUAUGAAGAUAGCAAUGGGAAUUUCUUGGGAUUGGUAGAGAUGUUGGCUGAAUUUGACCCAAUUAUUCAAGAACAUGUUCGUCGUAUUACAAGUGAGGAAACUCAAGCUCAUUAUCUUGAUUUUAAGAUUCAGAAUGAGUUGAUACAUUUGCUUGCUUCUGCUAUUAAGUCUGAAAUUAUUAAGAAAAUAAAGAGUGCAAAGUACUUCUCUGUCAUACUUGAUUGUACUCCUGAUGCAAGCCACCAAGAACAAAUAUCUUUAAUUAUAAGAUAUGUUGACUCAUCUUCAAGUGAUGUUCGCGUAGAAGAAUCCUUUAUAGGAUUUUUGGAUGUCAAUGAUACAACUGGGCAAGGAAUUUUUGAUGUGCUAGAGAAUGAACUAAAGCUCCUUGGUCUUGAUAUAGAUGAUGUGAGAGGACAAGGUUAUGAUAAUGGGUCAAAUAUGAAAGGGAAACAUAAAGGGGUAAAAAAGAAACUUUUGGAUGUAAAUCCUCGUGCUUUCUAUUCUGCUUGUGGUUGCCAUAGCCUUAAUUUAACACUUUGUGAUAUGGCUAAGACUUGUGGUAAAGCUAAGGAUUUCUUUGGAAUCAUCCAGCGCAUCUAUACAACUUUUGCUAAUUCUACCAAGAAAUGGCAGAUUCUGAAAGAUAACAUAUCAGGAUUGACUCUUAAGUCAGUAUCAGCUACACGUUGGGAGAGUCGUGUUGAAAGUGUUAAAGCUAUAAGAUUUCAGUGCACAGACAUUCGAGAGGCUCUACUUCAGGUAUCUGAUGUUGAUAAUGAUCCAAAAACAAGCAGUGAGGCUAAGGGCUUGGCAAACAAUGAACUUGGAGAAUAUGAAUUUAUAUUGUCAAUCGUCAUUUGGUAUGAGGUAUUAUAUGCCGUUAAUUUAGUAAGCAAACACUUGCAAGGUUAUAGGGAAACUGGUUUCUCAGAAGCAUUAGAGAUUGCCAAAGGGAUUGCACUUGAGAUGGAUAUUGGUACAACGUUUCGUAAAAGAAGAGAAAUUAAAAGAAAGAAACAAUUUGAUGAGAACCUAGAUGACACAAAUGCUACUACACAGUCUGCCGAGGAGCUAUUUAGAAUAAGCUAUUUUUUACCUGUUGUUGAUCAAGCAAUUUCCUCACUCACAACAAGAUUUGAACAGUACCAAAGUUACCAACAAAAUUUUGGUUUCCUAUUUACCUUUGAAACAUUACAGUCAUUGGAUGACACGAGUUUGAAAUCUUCUUGUGAUAAUCUUGGGGCUGUCCUUACAAAAGACGGAAAAUCUGAUGUUGAUGCUAAUGAUUUGUAUGUGGAGUUAAAGUUUCUUCAACAUUUCAUUCCUAAAGAAAAUAUGGGUCCUGUUGAAAUUCUAAAGUUCCUAAAGCGGCAUGACUGUUUUCCCAAUGCAAGUAUUGCAUAUAGAAUUCUGUUAACCAUUCCUGUGACCGUUGCAUCAGCAGAGCGAAGCUUUUCAAAAUUGAAACUAUUGAAGUCAUAUUUACGUUCGACAAUGACACAACAAAGACUUAAUGAUUUGGCUACAAUAGCACUUGAAAGUGGAUUACUGGAGAAGAUUGAUUAUGAGCAUAUCAUUGAAGAUUUCAUUUCAAGGAAUACUAAAAGAAUGAAGUACUUCAAUUAA
This is a messenger RNA of Setaria italica (foxtail millet), 2214 nucleotides long. Its product is annotated as zinc finger MYM-type protein 1-like. The transcript is spliced from 4 exons. Bases 1 to 2214 code for a protein of 737 amino acids. Lineage: Eukaryota; Viridiplantae; Streptophyta; Magnoliopsida; Poales; Poaceae. Gene Ontology annotation, molecular function: protein dimerization activity. The record is from RefSeq and is a predicted model, not a curated record.